UUUCUAUAAUUCGUAAAAUCGUUAACAAAUUCUUGAUGAUUGACUUUACAUUUUUGCUCUUCAUUAUUGAUUUGGACCUCUCCUUCGUUACUGGAGCCUUAAGCUGAAAUCAUUACCUUUGGAUGGUCAUUUAUAGAAGAAUGCAUUAUCGUCUAUAUCUGCAAUUUUUUAUGAAAGCGUGGUUCUAUCAUGCAAGGCUGCAGAGAGCAGGAUUAGAAUACUUGGCUAUAGUUUUUUUGUGUAGAUAGAUGUUUAAUCACAUUAAGUAGGACGGGAAGAAAGCUCAUUCUUGCAAACUUUUUCAUCUAUUGAAACGGUAUAUUGUCUACAAUUGCGUUUAUUGCGGGUAACUGACAUCUUAUAAGUUGAAAAGGAAAAGCAAGAUUUUGAAUUAUGACCCGAGACGUAGAAGUGUAACAUGAAAAUUCAGAAUAAAAGGUGGCAUGGAAAAUGAUGAAAUGUUCAUUCCAGUUGGAGUAAAAGGGAAAUAACUGGUUAUGAACAUUUUGUAUCAUCUGAUGAAUGCUAGAUGCUACCAUGAUAGCAACUCUUCCUUAGAAUUGUUGAAGGCCUAUAUUAGAUAGACACCUGGGUUUGCCUGUGUGGUUCUGAUCGACUAAUUUUGGUCCUCAUGCUUCAUACUUCACGCCUUUUCGCAGCCCAGCUCCAAAGGAAUAUUUGCUUGUAGAAAACUGUUCUAUGACAACCUCUAGGAUAUGGGAGCCAUCCCAGGAGGAGUACUCCUCGGGCAGGAUCUUGAGUCUUGCUGGCUAGAGACCAAGAACAAUAGCCACAUCAGUCUCUUGGCCCUCCUGUAGACGAUUUCUGGACCUCCUUACCAGAGAUAUCUCUCUUGUUAUCCAUCCAAACACCAUCCUUGUUAUUUUGCAUCAUUCCUUUUGUGCUUUAAAAGAAAUCUGUUAUGAUUUUCUUCUCUGACGCCAUAUCUGACCAAAUUGCCAAUAGCCUGAUACCAUUCCUUUUCCAGCUCUACAUACUGUCUUUUCCCUUCACAAGUGAUGGAGCAAAAGGAGGAUUCAGCUUCAAGAGAAAACGAGCAACUUAAAGCACAGAUGCCACAAGUCUCAGAAGAAGCUAGUUACAACAAUAAUCAGCUUGAAUUUUCUUGCAGUCAUAUUUGUUCAUUCUCAAACCUGGAAUACAGCAUAUCAGACUCUGCAGAACGAUCAAAGUCAAGGGUGAAGCUUAUAGGGCUCAUAAUCUUUUACUCAGUAGUCAUGGUAGUAGAAAUUGUUGGUGGCAUGAAAGCCAAUAGCCUUGCUGUCCUUACGGAUGCAGCUCACAUGCUCACUGACAUUGCUGGAUCUUCCAUUUCUCUUUUUGCUGUAUGGGUGGCAGGCUGGGCAUCAACACCACGGCAGUCAUUUGGAUUCGGUCGUCUUGAAGUCAUGGGAGUCCUCCUAUCAGUACAGCUGAUAUGGCUUAUCUGUGGGAUUUUGAUUUACGAAGCAGUUGACAGAAUUCUCCACAAAAAUGCUAAGGUGAAUGGGAAACUCAUGUUUUUGAUUGCCUUAUUUGGAUUCUUGGUGAACUUGCUCAUGAUUUUCUGGCUUGGUCAUGAUCACACUCACCAUAGUCAUUCUCAUGAAUCUCAUGAAACCUGCAACAGUGGAGAGCAUGAUCAUGAAAUGGAGGAAUUAGAUGUCAUGGGCGUUGAAGACACCAUAGGUCUGGUAUCACCUUCCCCACUGAACGUAAAGAUUUUAAACAUAAACAUACAAGGUGCUUACCUGCAUGUUAUGACUGAUAUCAUCCAGAGUGUCGGGGUAAUGAUUUCUGGAUUGAUCGUAUGGGUUAAACCAGAGUGGCUGGUGGUUGAUCUGCUCUGCACUCUUGUCUUCUCCAUUGCUGCACUUGCCACGACUCUGCCCAUGCUGAAAAAGGUAUUCUGUAUAUUGAUGGAGAGAGCUCCGGAUGAGAUUGACAUUGCACUCCUUGAAAAUGGCUUGAAGAGCAUAGAAGGACUUCAUGAUGUUCACGACCUGCAUGUUUGGGCGAUCACUUCUGGGAAGUUUGUGUUGGCCUGCCACAUUGUGAUUGGCCCUGGAGCAAGUCAAAAUGAAAUGCUUAGUAAAGUUAGGGAUUACUGUGAGAGAAGUUUCAAAAUUCAUCACGUUACUAUACAAAUUGAUCGUCAAGUACACUAAAUGCAGCAUUUCUCGCUUAUUCAGUCC
Messenger RNA from Coffea arabica (coffee), 2195 nucleotides. The record is from RefSeq and is a predicted model, not a curated record. Lineage: Eukaryota; Viridiplantae; Streptophyta; Magnoliopsida; Gentianales; Rubiaceae.